AGUGUCAAUUUAUAUUCCCAGUAAACUGUCAACUUUGAUCUCUAAUAAAAACUUAUCAAUUCAUGGUAAUUCUUAUCGAAGUGAAAAAGGUUGGCAUUGAGAACCUCGAAGUUAACGUAAAUAUUCUCAAAGACAAUGGCUUCCCCUGUGAACGUACCAAAUGAAAAUAAUUCGGUUAGGGAGGAAAUGGUUCAAACAGCUAUCAAGUUUCUAGAAAAUCCUAACGUUGUAAAUACUCCACUUGCUCAAAAACAAAAAUUUCUACAAAGAAAAGGUUUAACUGACAAAGAAAUUCAAUUAGCAUGUGAAAAAUCGGGAGCUUAUAUUUUACAUGAUCAACAAAAUCGUCUUCCGCCUCCUCUACCGCAACCUAAUAUGCUUAAUAAUUACCCUUUAUACAGCAAGCCUCUUCAGCUAACUGUCUUUGAUAGAAUAAGAGAAGUUCUGCAUAAUAUUGCAGUUUUUAGCAUUGUUGCAUAUGUAAUACAUAAGUUUUAUGAGCGAUUUAUUGCUCCGUUCCUAUUUGGUAAAAAGAAAAAAUCUAUUGAAGAAUCUAUUGAGGAAUUAGAUAACAAUAUCAAAUCCUCUGUUAGUGAUAUCAAGGAAGAUUUACAUGGUGUUAAAGUUGAAUUGGAUAAAGUUAGUGAUAAUAGUGAUAAUCAGAUGACCAGGCAAUUGUCGGAAUUGAAAUUAGAAAUAGCUAGUGUAAAAGGGCUUCUUUUAGGGAGAAAACAAUUUCCAUCAGUAGCAAACACUCCUGUAAUUCCACCUUCAAUUCCAGCAUGGCAAAUGUCAAGUGUCCCGCCUGAUGGCCAAGACGAUCAUAAAGAAGAGGAAGAAGAAGAGGAAUUAGGAUCUGGUUCUUCUGAACCGGAACACGGGAUGAAAACUAGUGAAUCUAGUUUAGAAAUAAUGUAAGUUCAGUGAAUAUUUUGUUUUCAUGUGAAUAUCAGUAGGUUUUUUGAAAAGUUACUUCAUAAAAGUAUUGGAAUUUGGUUCUAAUUUUAAACAUAUCAGAUAUAUAUGUGUGAAACUAGUGAAACAUGUUGCUAUGGAUAUUGUGCAAUUAUUAAAAAUUGUUUUGAUGUCAAGUGAUAUAUUACAUGAACUGGUGAGUGUUGGCUGCAAGAUUCGGCCACUGGAUAAUUCGUUUGCCAGAUUAGGAUCAGUAAAUCCACCAAUCAAUUUGUGGUGUACCCAAAAGUGUAGCUAUUAGAUCUUUCAGUAGUCUGCUCAUAAAAGAAACUGCAGAGAUGGAUAGAAACACCAAUUAUGAGACAAACUGAUCCUUUGAUGGUCCUUCUGCCUCUCAAACCAAUCAUUUCAUUAACAGGCAAGAAAUCUGGUCAUAUUAGACUAUACUGUAAGCAGGUGGAAUGGUGCUGGUGUUUGGAGAAGGAAGAAACUGCAGAAAAAAGUUAUCUUCUAGUGCACAGAUCAGUUUAAACACAUCAACAAGCCUUAUAGUUUACCUAGUGAUGAUAAAAAGUUGUAGCCAAAGUUUUUGAUUGGUAUUUCAAAAGACAUCGACCAUUGGUAGAGAGUGUUAUGAAGGCCUAUCAAAAGUCCUAUAGACCAUUCACUACCCAACUGUGAACUAUGGGAAUGUAGGGAAAGAUCUGUGAUUAAAUAUUAUAAUGUGGGAUACUGUUUCGAUACGUUUCUUAAUGUCUUUUAACCAGACAUGGUUAUCUAGGAUGCAAGCUCCAUAAUAGAUAUCACGGAUGAUCUAGAAUGGAGCUGGUGCUUGUAGAAAGAAGAAACUGCAUACAAAUGACAUCUGUUAGUGCCCAGAAAGGUUUAAACACAUGGAUAAACAUUAUAGUUUACUUAGUGAUGAUAAAAAGUGGUAGCCAAAGUGUUUGAUGGUAUUUCAAAGGACAUCGACCAUUGGUAGUGAGAUGAGGGUCUAUUAGAAGUCCUAUAGAGGAAGAUCGGUGAUUAAAUAUUUUAAAUUGAGAUUAAGUUAGAAGAUUUGUUGAAAAAUGAGGUUUUCCAGUAAGGAAAUAGCAUUUUUUCAAAGUUUUGUUUUGUGUAUUUGUGAUUCUGCACACUAAAUUUUGUUUAGGUAUACAGUGUGGCUAAUUUUUUUCUAGAUAUUCAUCGAGGGAUUGUGAUUCAGAAUCUUGCCAUAGUAGGAAAAGUAACAAGGAUGAUAUUGAUAAAGACUAAAUAAAAUGAAUAUUCAAAUCAACUCAUGUCAAUAUAAGUUACCUUUUACAUUUAUAUAUUUAUUUUUUAAAUUGAAAACCAAAGUUAAUCUAUUGAGAUUUUGAUAAUUUCUAUUAUUAUUUUUUAAUAUUUGAUUUAAAACUUAUUAAAAGAUUCUUUUACCAGUAUAAAUACUUAUUUAGAUAUUUGGAAUAUUAGAAAAAAAAAUAUUUAAUACUUUUGUACACUUAAGGGUUGAUUAAAAUUUAUACAUAUA
This is a messenger RNA of Diorhabda carinulata, 2428 nucleotides long. Its product is annotated as peroxisomal membrane protein PEX14. NCBI's taxonomy places the organism in Eukaryota, Metazoa, Arthropoda, Insecta, Coleoptera, Chrysomelidae. The transcript has 4 exons. Gene Ontology annotation, biological process: protein import into peroxisome matrix, docking. The record is from RefSeq and is a predicted model, not a curated record. Gene Ontology annotation, cellular component: peroxisomal importomer complex; peroxisomal membrane. The coding region runs from base 136 to 918 and encodes 260 amino acids. Gene Ontology annotation, molecular function: signaling receptor binding.